Messenger RNA from Notolabrus celidotus (New Zealand spotty), 1863 nucleotides. It is a transcript of the gene fam131aa, whose product is annotated as family with sequence similarity 131 member A. NCBI's taxonomy places the organism in Eukaryota, Metazoa, Chordata, Actinopteri, Labriformes, Labridae. The transcript has 5 exons. Bases 482 to 1423 code for a protein of 313 amino acids. The record is from RefSeq and is a predicted model, not a curated record.
UUCUGGACACGCCCCUGCUUGCACCUUAUAUGUUAAAUCAGUUUGCCACAUAUCUUCGGAUUUGGGGCAUAAAACACAAAUAUAAAAGUGAAAACAAGCUGCAGUGCUUUCCAGGGCCAGCAGCAGGUUUCUGUCUCUUGAUCUUGGCUUCAUGCGAAGGGGAAGGAGGAGGAGGAGGAUCGAGAAGGGGGUGAGAUGGGAUGUGACACCGCCUUGCAUUGGUGACGCUUGCCAUCAGUAGACAUUUGGACAGCCUAUGUAACCCAUAUACCGAGCAACAAAUGGUGCGUCUGUGCCGUAGUCCUAAUGCUGGAGUCAAGGAGAUGUAUCCGCCGACUGCGUGGCAUUGAUGCUGUGCUGCAGAGGCUGCAGCGGGAGGACAAACCACGCGGUGUCAUCUGUUGAUCGGAUUGCAGACAAUUAAGCGCAUUAUCAUGAGACGCCACGGUCCCACUUACAGGUGAAAUUUGAGGAGACUGAAAUGAUUCCAAAGUCAGGAAAAUCUCCGGCAGAGUCAAGGAAAAGUGUUGGCAUCCAGGAGUUUGCAGCACUUGCCAGAUCCUCCUUAAAUGGUAUCUCUCAGGCCGUCAGGGAUCAUGUGACGAAGCCCACCUCUCUGGCUCAAGGUCGGGUCGCCCACCUGAUCGAGUGGAAAGGUUGGCCUAAACCUGCAAACCCACCUCCAGCCGCCCACUCCCACUUCAGCUCUUACAGCCACCUGACAGAAGGAGAGAAGGAGGCCCGCUUUGCUGCAGGAGUGGCAGAGCAGUUUGCUAUUGCUGAGGCUAAGCUGCGUGCCUGGGCGUCCAUGGAUGACGAUGAAGAGGACGACUCCAACGAUGAGGACUCCAACAUCUUCACCAGUCAGAGUUCAGACGUCGCCACGUGCAGUCCUAUCACCGGACAGCCAUGCCAGCCUGACAUUGAUGUGGAUGACAAGGCCCCGCCCUCUGACAGUCCUCUCGGCCCCAGCAGUGACAGCCUGCUCUGCGACAGGCCUGUUUCUCACAAUGACCCACAUUCAUCCCAGACCAAUUCACCUACUUUACCCAGCAGCUGCACAAGCCCCUUCCUGGAUGAGAUAGAGGACGAGGAUGAGGGGAGGCUGGAUGGUCAGGAGGGGAAGCAGGUCCCUUUGCAGAAUCAGCACAGCGAGGUCUGCAUCCACCAGAAGCCAGAGUGGAGGCCCCGGGCCCGGAGCAGCAGGUUUGACUCCUGCUACUCCACCUCUCACUCCGAGUCUCCUGGCGAGGAGGAUGAGGAGGAUGAUGAGGAAGAAGGCAGUGUGUUUCAUGACGUCCGGGUGUGGCAUUGCAGCCCAAGGAGCUUCUUCUCUGACAGGGCUUCAUCUGGAGUGGCAUCAUUUGAGGAAGAAGAAGAGGAGCGGGAUGAAGUAGAGGAGAAGAAAGAGUUUUUGAUGUGAUGUGUUGUCAAACUUUAUGUCUCUUUGGGUCUGUGUUGAUUCUGGAUAUGACAUAAUGUAUUCUGCUUUCACCGUUAACUGCUCUCCUCCUCCUCUUCAUCCUUCCCUCCUUCACAUCUUCUGAUCAUUCUCUUCUCCGCUCACUGCCUUCUGUCUCUCAUCCUCCAAGCUUAUCAUGCACUGAUCUCCUUCCACAUUUAAUCGCUGCUGUGAACUGUAAACAUGCUGGAGAGCUCCACCAGAAUGUAAAGCUGUUGUCCAAACUGAGUUUUGUACAUUUUAGUGCAGUCAUGUGUUGCUGUUGUGUUUGUUUUUCUAUAAAUAUUUUGUAGUGUUGUUUUCUCCGGGUCAUGCUGUGUCAUGUGGGUUGGGCAAUGUUUGAUACUGAAUGUCUUGCGUAUAUAAAUAUGAUUUUUUUGGAAAGAAAAUUGUUGUUUUUA